Messenger RNA from Capsella rubella, 577 nucleotides. RefSeq names its product B3 domain-containing protein REM20-like. NCBI's taxonomy places the organism in Eukaryota, Viridiplantae, Streptophyta, Magnoliopsida, Brassicales, Brassicaceae. Gene Ontology annotation, molecular function: DNA binding. The coding region runs from base 146 to 505 and encodes 119 amino acids. The record is from RefSeq and is a predicted model, not a curated record. The transcript has 3 exons.
UUUUACACACAAUUAAAAAGCUUUCAAGGUCAUUUCUCAUCCUCUCUCUCUCUCCCACUCUCAUGUCUUCUUUGUUUCUUCUUCUUACUUCUGGUGAACCAUCUUCCAACCAAGAGAAUCAACAAGGAUAUCUCUCACGAGGACGAUGAAAAAGGAAGUCUUUGUGACAGAGGAUUUCUGUGGAAACCAGUAUCCAAGAUUCUUCAGAAUUUUCAAGAAUAAGUCGUGCCAACAACAGGUGGUAGAGCUUCUUAGCGAAACCGAUCCCCGAGAAAGAAACCAAAAAGGAGAGACUUGGAGCAUACCAAUCAAGACUGUCAUGAACAAAGUGUUUCUAGACGAUGGUUGGAAGAGUUUUGCGCAAAGAAAUGAGCUCAAACAUGGAAACUGUCUCAUAUAUCUCUCUCCAUCUAUUUAUUCGCUUAAGACUGAAUUGAUUCCAGUCCUUGUUAUGUUUUUUGCUUAUUCUCUCAGCGUUAUGUAUUCCUUUCUGAUGUUAUGGUGAUAGCAGUAGGAGCACAACAUUUUCUGAAAAAUAUAAGUACUUAUGUAAAUUAAAAAACUGGAAUCGGUACAA